AUGUCGAUAUGCCAAAAAGUAAAUCUAUCUAUCUAUUUCUUUUCAGACAUAUGUCUAUAUAUAUUUGUCUAUGAAUCUAACACUUUUUCAUAUCUAUCUAUCUAUCUAUCUAUCUAUCUAUCUAUCUAUCUAUCUACUCCUGUUCAUAUCUAUCUAUCUAUUUCUUCUCAGAUAUAUUUGUCUAUGAAUCUAACACUUUUUCAUAUCUAUCUAUCUAUCUAUCUAUCUAUCUAUCUAUCUAUCUAUCCUAUUCAUAUCUAUCUAUCUAUUUCUUCUCAGAUAUAUUUAUAUAUUUGUCAUGAAUCUUUUUUUCAUAUCUAUCUAUCUAUCUAUCUAUCUAUCUAUCUAUCUAUCUAUCUAUCUAUCUACUCCUGUUCAUAUCUAUCUAUCUAUUUCUUCUCAUUAUAUUUGUCUAUGAAUCUAACACUUUUUCAUAUCUAUCUAUCUAUCUAUCUAUCUAUCUAUCUAUCUAUCUAUCUAUCUAUCUAUCUAUCUAUUUACUCCUGUUCAUAUCUAUCUAUCUAUUUCUUCUCAAAUAUAUUGUAUCUAUCUAUGUAUCUAACUCUUUUUCUUAUAUCUAUCUAUCUAUCUAUCUAUCUAUCUAUCUAUCUAUCUAUCUAUCUAUCUAUCUAUGCAACCCAGUCUUGGGGUGAAAUGAAACUAUCUAUCUAUCUAUCUAUCUAUCUAUCUAUCUAUCUAUCUAUCUAUCUAUCUAUCAGUCUGAUGUAA
Acanthosepion pharaonis is the source of this 729-nucleotide messenger RNA. Lineage: Eukaryota; Metazoa; Mollusca; Cephalopoda; Sepiida; Sepiidae. The record is from the annotation of a GenBank genome assembly.